AUGCUGAAUAAUUCAGAGGGUAACAACUCAAAGGAUGAUAACUCAAAGGAUGACAUAGAAAGCUGCAAGAAACCCGGGGUAAGUUCAGGUGGUGAGAUGCGACCGUGGUCAGAGCUUCCCAGGGAUCUUCUUUAUGCUAUAUCCAAACAACUCAGCAUCCAAGAUUACUUCUCAUUUGCCCAAGUCUGUACAAAAUGGAGGUCAAAUUUUGCACUCUCCAAGAAGGACAUCUUGACAUCCAUACCUCCCCUUAUCCUUCUCCUAUCAACCUGCAGGGCAGAAUUCUGUUAUUUUUACAACUUAUCUGAUGGCAGCAUAUUUGAGAUUAAGAUUCCUAGCAUAUCAAUGAAAUUAUUUCAUGGGAUUUCUAGUGGAUAUUUGGUCAUGGAAAGCCUUGAGAAUGAUAUUUGCCUGACCAACCCAAUCACAAGGCAGCAUCUUGUUGUGGCCAGACCACCAGAGCAUACUGAGUUUAAUAAGUUCUUUGAUCUUAUCGCGAUUGCUUUGAUCAUCCCUCAAAAAGAAAUUCUCAUGGUGGGUCUCACUGAAAGGUGUCCACGGCUCUAUUUUCGUCGAUCCACAGAUCCCAGCUGGACUUGUUAUGAAUAUGGCAAGGACAGGUGUUUCAUGGAUUUGAUUGUCUUCAACUUCAAGGUUUAUCUGCUAGGCACUGAUUGUGAGAUUAGCCUUUUAAACCUGAGAUCUACUUCUUGUCUGACUCUUCUGCCACUCAAUGGCAAGCCUAGAUCAAGCAGACGUAGUAGGUUUGUGACUUCAGGUGACCGACUUUUGGUGGUUGACUUUGUCCUAGAAAGCUGGCUACAUGUUUAUGAGAUAGAUCUCGUACAGAUGGAAUGGGUGAAGAUCACAGACCUGGGUGACGAAUCAUUGUUUUUCUCUAGUUGUAAGGGUAACAGAUUGUUAUCUAGUUGUAAGGGUAACAGAUUGUUGAACGUGAAGAAAUGGGGAGGGCACAGCAACUGUCUCUACCAACUUGGGUUCAUGUCAGAUAGGUUUCAUGUGUAUUCCCUUGAGAGAGAGUUGGUUGGUGAACACAUACUUAACAUUGGAGCUGCGGACAGUUAUCCUCGAUAUCCUGUUGGAUGGUACUUUCCUGAGAGUGCUUACGACAUGGAUGUUGUUCGGGAUGACGAGUAA
This is a messenger RNA of Carica papaya (papaya), 1158 nucleotides long. The record is from RefSeq and is a predicted model, not a curated record. Lineage: Eukaryota; Viridiplantae; Streptophyta; Magnoliopsida; Brassicales; Caricaceae.